AUGUUGUCAAAGCAGUUGCUAGCACUAUCUUCUUUCCUCGUGGGAUGUUGGGCUCAGGAGGUCCCUACCGCGAAUUUACCGGCCACGAACAGCGAGCCGACCGGCGAGCCAACAGAGACCCCUUCCCCGACAUUGGGGGAUAUGACAACGAGCACCGCUACCACGACGGGAUAUACGACACACACAAUCAACGUUGGGGCGGCUGGACAUAAGUUUACUCCUAACAACAUCGAAGCAGAUGUUGGAGACAUAGUCGAAUAUCGUUUCUAUCCUGAUGGACACUGGGUGAUUCGAGGAGACUUCGAUAAUCCAUGUAUCCCAUACGAGUAUGUUGAUACAGACAGGACGGGCUUCUCGAGUGGCCCCCAGCCUGUCAAGGCUAUUACCAACGAUGCUCCUCGGUUUCGUGUUAGAGUUAACGAUACUAAACCCAUCUUCUUUUAUUGCGGUGCCCCUGGAUCCUGUGUAAGGUACCAUAUGAUGGGCGUCGUCAAUCCCUCUAAGAACAACACCUUAGCCGCCUGGCUGAAGAAUGCAAAUGGCGUGGAUUUCCAAUUAACACCUGGGGAACCCUUCCCCACGGAACAAGGCUUCCCAACCUCAACUACAUCUGCAAUAUCCAAGUCGACUACAUCUGCUAUGCCCGAGUCGACCACAUCUAUCACUACAGACCCAACUAGCAAUUCCACUUAUCAUCCCAAUGGGAAUGGUCUGAGUGGCGGUGUAAUUGCUGGAAUUGUGAUCGGCAGUGUGGCUGUCCUUGGUAUCAUAAUUGGUGUUGUUUACCUAUGUGGUAGACGUGGUGGCUUCAACGCAUAUCACCAAUCCUUUGGCAACCACGCUAAACCUGGAAACCUGAAUGGAGUGCAGCCUGUUACUGAGGUUGAGGUUGGGUCGCCAACUAGUAUGCCAGGUUAUUGGGUAUACAAGCCCACGAGUCCAAUACCUAGCAGCAUCGGUCAGAGUCACCACACAAGUCCGCCGCUUUCGCCUCUGUAUAAUUUCCAGCAGAACAGUGGGAUGGUGACGCCUCAGACCGAAAGCAACUUGAACACAAACUAG
Molecule: messenger RNA, 1062 nt
Organism: Fusarium sp. VM40
Lineage: Eukaryota; Fungi; Ascomycota; Sordariomycetes; Hypocreales; Nectriaceae
Source: the annotation of a GenBank genome assembly